Messenger RNA from Acaulospora colombiana, 504 nucleotides. Lineage: Eukaryota; Fungi; Glomeromycota; Glomeromycetes; Diversisporales; Acaulosporaceae. The record is from the annotation of a GenBank genome assembly.
AUGGCUGGGAACGUAAACUUGCCGCUAGGGCAGCCUGUUGCUCCUCCAGUACAGGUCAAUCGUAACCCUACCCCUGUUUCCGAUCCUAGCAUGGCCGGGCCAUCUGCCCAAAUGGCUGGGCGGACCGAUACCGCGGCGGAGAUACAGAAACUUCACGAAGGAUUCAAACAAAGGUGGAGGGCCAUGUUUCAAGCCACAAACAAGGCUCCAGUUCAACACCCUAUGAACAUUCAGCUCUGGAAAGACCAGCUCAGGAAUGCCUUCACUGCUGCUAAAGUGCUUGUCAGUCGGCUUGGCCUAUAUGGGUACUUGUUCAGGGACUUCCAAUCGGUCAACAAAGUCAUGCAGAUGUCGGCCUAUCUAGUUAAACAACUACAGCAACCCAACCUCAUCAUCCUCAGCCAAACUGAUCUCGAGAGCAUGACACAGUGGUUGCAAUCACAGGCGCAAAUGCUCAUCCAUCGCAUUACAACCUUGCAAGUUACACCGGAGCUCCGUCCGUUC